Syzygium oleosum is the source of this 1465-nucleotide messenger RNA. RefSeq names its product trans-resveratrol di-O-methyltransferase-like. Gene Ontology annotation, biological process: methylation. The record is from RefSeq and is a predicted model, not a curated record. Gene Ontology annotation, molecular function: S-adenosylmethionine-dependent methyltransferase activity; O-methyltransferase activity; protein dimerization activity. The transcript is spliced from 2 exons. The coding region runs from base 73 to 1302 and encodes 409 amino acids. NCBI's taxonomy places the organism in Eukaryota, Viridiplantae, Streptophyta, Magnoliopsida, Myrtales, Myrtaceae.
UAGAGAAUAUAUAGCCUUCUGCUUGAAUCAGUAUAGUAUCAGUCAACCCGCCUCUCAGGCAAGCAAAAAGCCAUGUCUAUGAACUUAUACCAUCGGCUUCUCUUCAGAACCAGGAAUUUCUCACUCUACUGUCACAGCCGAUUCAUGCCCGAUUCAUCAAGUCUUGUUCACAACAAAACCGUGCAUCAUCUCAGCCACUCUCCUGAAGCUGAAGCCAAAGAGAUGUUCCAAGCUCAAUCCCACCUCUACAACCACACCUUCAACUUCAUCUCUUCCAUGUCUCUCAAAUGCGCGGUCCAACUCUGCAUCCCUGACGUCAUUCACGACCACGAGCGACCCAUGACCCUCCUCGAGCUGGCCUCGGUGCUCCGAAUCCACCCGUCCAAAUCAACAUGCCUUUACCGCCUCAUGCGCGUUUUGGUUCACUCGGGCAUUUUCGCAGAGACCCUCAUUCCGAAGAAUGGAGAAGAAGAAGAAGAAGUUAAGGCUUAUGUCUCGACGCCUUCUUCGCGUUUGCUUUUGAGUGAUAAGGUCGUGGGGCUCUCGCCGUUCGUCGCGGCCAUGCUCGAUCCAGCUCUUGUGGCUCCUUGGCAUUUUCUUGGAGAUUGGCUCCAAGGAAAUAACGACAUCGGUUGCAGAGACAAAUUAAUCAAUCCUUUUGUGGCUGCACAUGGAGGCGAUCUAUGGGACUAUGGGAGGAAGAAUCCUGAAUUUGGGAAUACAUUCAAUAGAGCAAUGGCCAGUGAUUCUCAGAUGAUGAAUUUGGUUAUUCAGGAUUGUAAAGAGAUCUUCGAAGGGUUAAAUUCUUUGGUGGACGUCGGAGGCGGCACAGGAAUCGUGGCGAGGAUAAUCUCCAAGGCGUGUCCGGGGUUGAAGUGCACGGUGCUCGAUCUCCCGCAGGUGGUUGCUGGCUUGCCGGAUAGUGAGACUCUGAAGUUUGUUGGUGGUGAUAUGUUUGAGUCCAUUCCUUCUACAGAUGCGAUUUUACUCAAGUUGACUUUACACGCUUGGAGCGACGAGGACUGUGUGAAGGUGCUGAGAAAAUGCAAAGAAGCAAUUGGCGACAAAAACAACGAGCAAGGGAAGGUAAUAAUCAUGGACAUUGUGAUAAGUGAGACUGAGGACGAUGCUCCAGAAGAAACUGCAACGAAGCUCUUCUUCGAUGUGUUGAUGAUGACGGUGGCCACAGGAAGAGAGAGGACCGAGAAAGAGUGGGAAAAGCUUUUCUUGGAGGCCGGUUUCAGACGGUACAAGAUAACUCCUAUGUUUGGUUUGAGGUCUCUCAUUGAAGUUUUUCCCUAAACAGUGCGUGUUUGUUCGAGACGAGGGAUGCCGCUCACUUGGUUCUUAUCGUGAACCCACAUGCUGUCUAUAUCCUGGGAUCGCAUCAACUGUCCAUCCAAUUAUAUUUAUCACCUCACCUGAUCCAAAUGCCACAAACCCUAGCACACGAAAAAAAUCCUCC